Molecule: messenger RNA, 551 nt
Organism: Spinacia oleracea (spinach)
Lineage: Eukaryota; Viridiplantae; Streptophyta; Magnoliopsida; Caryophyllales; Amaranthaceae
Product: S-protein homolog 1-like
Exons: 1
Coding region: 25-525 (166 amino acids)
Source: RefSeq, a predicted model, not a curated record
UCAACCACAAAACAACUCAAGAACAUGAACUCAAAUGAUAUUCUUGUGCAAUGUGUGAUUGUAGUUCUCGCAAUUACUACAAUUUCUUCAAAUUAUGGGGAAAAUAAAUCCAAAUUGUUUGUGGAUGCAUAUGCUGGUACAAAAUAUGUUAAAUAUCAUGUAGCCGUUAUAAAUGGCUUGUCUAAUGAUAUUCUUGAUGUGCAUUGUAAAGGGGAUGAUGAAGAUUUACAUCUUCAACAUUUGGCAGUAAAUACAAAUUUUACAUGGAGUUUGCGCACUGCUUUCUUCUACAAAGUAAGCUAUGAUUGUACCGUACAUUGGGAGGAAGGAGGGGAAAUCAAAUUUAACGCAUUUAUAGACGAUAGUAAGUUCCUUGACUAUGGUUGCGGUGGGAGACAUUGCUUUUGGAAGACAACAGAUUUUGGUCUAUAUUUGUGGCAGAUUCAUAAUCGAACAUUUGUCUACAAAUAUGGGUGGCCAGGAAAACAAAUAUUAAGGGUUGACAACAUAUAUGUAAUGGUAUAAUUUUCGCAUUAUUAAAUUCUUGUGGU